Molecule: messenger RNA, 2658 nt
Organism: Misgurnus anguillicaudatus (oriental weatherfish)
Lineage: Eukaryota; Metazoa; Chordata; Actinopteri; Cypriniformes; Cobitidae
Source: RefSeq, a predicted model, not a curated record
GCGGCCUUCGCGAUGACGCAAAAAUUCCUCUUUUUCUGUACCGGAUUUCGGGAGAGUUCUGUGCUGGAGCGACGGGAGAACCGAAAAGACCCGAACCGGGAGAACUGAGAGAGUGCGUCAGAACGUGGUGACCCGCGAGCACGAUGAAUGCGAUGCGCGUGACCCUGCUCGUGAUUCUGGGCUCCGUUCAGUUCUGCAGAACCGAAUCGCGGCCCGGAACUCCAGAUGAGUUGUUGGUGAUAACUGCAGCGACAGAAGAGACGGAUGGCUUUCAGAGGUUCAUGCGGACAGUCAGACAGUUUAACUACACGGUUCAGGUAUUGGGUCUGGGGGAGGAGUGGAGGGGUGGUGAUGUGGCCAGGACUGUUGGUGGGGGUCAGAAAGUUCGCUGGCUGAAGAAAGAACUAGAAAAACACAAAGACAAACAAAAUACUGUCAUCAUGUUUGUAGACAGUUAUGAUGUAAUUUUAGCCAGUGGUCCAGAGGAUCUGCUUGUGAAGUUUUCACGUUUUGGCCAUCGUGUGGUUUUUUCGGCUGAGGGAUUCUGUUGGCCUGACCAGAGACUCGCAUCCAAAUACCCUGCAGUUCACAACGGCAAACGCUACCUUAACUCUGGUGGUUUCAUCGGUUACGCUCCUGAGAUUCAUGCAAUAGUGAAGCAGUGGAAAUACAAAGACAAUGACGAUGAUCAGCUGUUCUACACCCGGAUAUACUUGGACAAGGACCAGAGGAAAAAGCACAACAUCACACUGGACCACAAAUCACACAUCUUUCAGAACCUGAAUGGAGCUAUUGAGGAAGUCGUGCUGAAGUUUGAGAAGUCCAGAGUCAGAGCUCGGAAUGUGGCCUAUGACACACUUCCUGUCGUUAUUCAUGGCAACGGGCCGACUAAGCUCCAGCUGAAUUAUCUGGGUAACUACGUCCCAACAGCGUGGACGUACGAGCACGGCUGUGGGGUCUGUGAUGAUGAUACGCUCGAUCUGAGUCAUUUAUCUGAGGAAAAGAUGCCGCUGGUACACAUCGCUGUGUUUAUCGAGCAACCAACACCGUUUCUGGAGGAAUUUUUGGAGAGACUCGCAACACUGAGAUACCCGCACACACGAUUACGACUCUUCAUACACAACAAUGUUGUGUAUCAUGAGCAGCAUGUGGAGAGAUUCUGGGUGCGUCAUCGUUCACUGUUUCCUGGAGCGAGAAUAGUUGGACCAGAAGAAAACCUGCGUCAGGAUCAGGCCAGGACUAUGGCAGUCGAGGCGUGCAGGAAGGACGUCUCCUGUGAUUAUUUCUUCAGUGUGGACUCAGAUGUUGCUCUGACCAAUCCUGAUAUUUUAAAGAUUCUCAUUGAAGAGAACAAGAGUGUGAUCGCACCCAUGUUGUCUCGACACGGGAAGCUCUGGUCAAACUUCUGGGGAGCUUUAAGUCCUGAAGGCUUUUAUUCACGUUCUGAAGAUUAUAUUGACAUCGUCCAGGGCAAACGAGUGGGUCUGUGGAACGUUCCGUACAUUUCUCAGGUCUAUCUGAUUCGUGGAGAGACUCUACGAACCCGUCUGGCUGACGUCUCUCUGUACCAGCAGGUGGGCACGGACCCAGACAUGGCGUUCUGUAAAAGCAUCAGAGACCAGGGUGUGUUUAUGUUCGUGUCAAACAGAGAUGAGUUUGGACGUCUGGUCUCCACCACUAACUACAACAUCAGUCGUCUUUAUCCAGACAUGUGGCAGAUAUUUGAUAAUCCUUUGGACUGGAGAGAAAAAUACGUCCAUGAGAAUUAUUCCAGGAUUUUUGAGGAUGAUGGGAAUAUUGUUGAGCAGCCCUGUCCAGACGUCUACUGGUUUCCUGCGUUCUCUGAUAGGAUGUGUGAUGAGCUGGUUGAAACAAUGGAGCAUUUUGGGCAAUGGUCUGGAGGAAAACACACGGACGAACGGUUGGCUGGCGGUUAUGAGAACGUUCCUACAGUAGAUAUUCACAUGAAUCAGAUCCAGUAUGAGAAGGAGUGGCUGAAGUUUCUUAAAGAUUACAUCGCUCCUGUAACUGAGAAGCUGUACCCCGGAUACUAUCCUAAGGCUUCGGCCGUGAUGAACUUUGUGGUUCGGUAUCGCCCUGACGAGCAGCCGUUUCUCCGCCCGCAUCACGAUUCCUCGACGUUCACCAUUAACAUCGCUCUCAACAGCAAAGGCAAAGAUUAUGAGGGUGGAGGCUGUCGUUUUGUACGCUAUGAGUGUAAGGUGGAGUCUCCCAGGAAGGGUUGGUCAUUUAUGCAUCCCGGACGUUUGACGCAUUACCAUGAGGGACUUCCCACAACAAGAGGAACACGAUACAUUAUGGUGUCAUUUGUUGAUCCGUGAAAGCCGCUUGUGUGUGUGUGUGUGUGUGUGUGUGUGUGUGUGUGUGUGUGUGUGUGUGUGUGUGUGUGUUUCAGAUGUUACUGUUACAGGCGGUUGCCUCAAGUUCAGUCGAACACUUUACGGCAGUUGUUUUUAACAGAAGUUGAAAGUGCGAUGAAUAUAUUUUUUACUUGAUUUUAUAGAAUAAUCAAAUCUGAGUUGUUUUGUGAAAGCAUUUGACCGGAAAUCGCUUUUUAUACAAGAUCGCUUUAAAUUAUUUGUUGUUCUCGUAAAAUAAAUAAUUAAAAAGAUAACCUGUUGUGAAUGUGUACUGGCA